This is a messenger RNA of Globicephala melas (long-finned pilot whale), 5561 nucleotides long. It is a transcript of the gene EIF2B1, whose product is annotated as eukaryotic translation initiation factor 2B subunit alpha. Gene Ontology annotation, biological process: translational initiation. Gene Ontology annotation, cellular component: eukaryotic translation initiation factor 2B complex. The record is from RefSeq and is a predicted model, not a curated record. Gene Ontology annotation, molecular function: guanyl-nucleotide exchange factor activity; translation initiation factor activity. Lineage: Eukaryota; Metazoa; Chordata; Mammalia; Artiodactyla; Delphinidae.
GCGCCGGAAGUGGAGUGCAGAGCCGUGCAGAGCCGUGCUGUACGCUGUCGGUCACUGUGAUUCGGAGCCCGUGCGGUCGCUGGACCCAUCCAAGUGGCGCGAGCGGCUCUGGGCCCCUGGGGCCCCGCGGUCCAGAGGGCACCAUGGACGACAAGGAGUUAAUUGAAUACUUUAAGUCUCAGAUGAAAGAAGAUCCUGACAUGGCCUCAGCAGUAGCUGCCAUCCGGACUUUGCUGGAAUACUUGAGGAGAGAUAAAGGGGAGACACUCCAGGGCCUGAGAGCGAAUCUCACCAGUGCCAUAGAAACCCUGUGUGGCGUGGACUCUUCUGUGGCCGUGUCCUCGGGCGGGGAGCUCUUCCUGCGCUUCAUCAGCCUUACCUCCCUGGAAUACUCCGAUUACUCCAAAUGUAAAAAGAUCAUGAUUGAGCGGGGAGAGAUUUUUCUCAGGAGAACAUCACUGUCGAGAAAUAAAAUUGCAGAUCUGUGCCAUACUUUCAUCAAAGAUGGGGCGAGAAUAUUAACUCACGCCUACUCCAGAGUGGUCCUGAGAGUCUUGGAAGCAGCCGUGGCGGCCAAGAAGCGUUUCAGUGUGUACAUUACAGAGUCACAGCCUGAUUUAUCAGGUAAGAAAAUGGCCAAAGCCCUCUGCCACCUCAGUGUCCCCGUCACUGUCGUACUGGAUGCCGCUGUUGGCUACAUCAUGGAGAAAGUGGAUCUUGUCAUUGUUGGUGCUGAAGGAGUUGUUGAAAACGGAGGAAUCAUUAACAAGAUUGGAACCAACCAGAUGGCUGUGUGUGCCAAAGCACGGAACAAGCCUUUUUAUGUUGUUGCAGAAAGUUUCAAGUUUGUACGGCUCUUCCCACUAAACCAGCAAGAUGUCCCAGAUAAGUUUAAGUACAAGGCAGAUACUCUGAAGUCCACGCAGACUGGACAGGAUCUCAAAGAGGAGCACCCGUGGGUCGACUACACCUCCCCUUCCUUAAUCACACUGCUGUUUACAGACCUGGGGGUGCUGACGCCCUCAGCAGUCAGCGACGAACUCAUCAAGCUCUAUCUGUAACAGCCGGGCCCUUUCCUGCCGGCGAACAGCUGAUGCUGGGAGCAGCCUCUUGGCCCCUCAAUGAGCCAGGCCAAAACUGAAUUGUUUUUUAUGAAAUUUUAUCGACUAAGUACUUAAAAUCAUACGUCUUGGAGAAUUUUUAUUCAUUUCAGUCCCAUCUGAAAUAUGUUCAUGGUUCCCCUAGAACCCAACCUAAAUUGUGCUUAUGGUUUCCAGACACUUUCAUUCAUUUCCAGUUUCCAGAAAUACAAGUUAGAUUAUUGGCUGCUUGACUGAUGAAAGAAGAUGUGCCGCGUCCCCCUCCCUUCAUCUUCCCCACACUCCAGACUUAUCUGCCAGAAGCAUCAAUGAAAGCCAUGCAGGCCUAAGAGAGCAGGGGUCCUAACUGCGGCCAGGCGCCCCUCCAGCAACCAACAGCCGCCCAGGAUGCAGGCUACACGGUGCCUGCACGGUGUGAGAAAGGCAGGAAACACUUGCUGAAUCUGCAUCAGGCUUCCAGCAGUGAACAUGAGCUGAGGGCUGUCAUCUCCAAAAAAAGGAUCAAGCCAAACAGAGUGGAAACUAACAUGAGAACCCAAGACAGAAACAGCGUCUUUGGCAGGAGUAUCCUACAUGCCUCACCACUUACGAAGAUGCCUUCCAGAAUAUUUGCAAACUUUAAUUCUGUAUCUGGGAAAGAUGUGAAUUUAAACAUGUUUGGGUCCUGAACAGCUUUUUUAAAAUUGUUCUUGGGAACAAUUCAGCAUCUUUUCAAAUUGUAUGAAAGAUUUUGAUAUGGCGUUGCAUCGGUACCGCAAGCUGACCCCAGGCCCAAAUGUAUUGUCCAUCUUGGUAAAGACACUAUGCAGCCACCUUCACACACUUAAGGCACAGUUAGAAUGAAAUACAGUUUAUUCAACAGAAGGCAUAAUAAUUUUCUUUUCCAGAAUGACUUGCUUCCUCUGUUUUUCAGAUACUCACCAAUAAAACAGUACUAGGGGCUGUGCAGGUGUUCUGCACAGUACAUCAAAGAGAGAACUGAAGUCCAGGGAGAAGGACAUCCAGGGAGAUCAGGUGCCUGAAAACACUGAGGAAUUUUAAAAGGCCUAAAAUCAAGUCUACAUCAGUAUCUCUGUGUUAAAAACCAAUGAGCUCUUUGACUAACCCAUCAAAAUAAAUACUGACAUCUGUUAUUUACACUCAGUUAAUUUACAUUUUCUUCUGUUAGACUCCAAAGGCUGGUAUGUUUUUCAUAAAAUAUUCAUGAGCGUGAAACCCCUCACAUGGCCGUCUGCAACAGCAGCUUUGGGAGAGGUGGUUCUUCCCGGACGUCUGCUGAAGUUCUGCUGUUCAGUACACGCGAGCGCAAGCUAUCUGCGAGCGCAGGGCAGCUCGUGGCAUUCCCGUUGCUCUCGUGCACUUCGCCUGAGCGGCAGGAAUCAGCAGUCAUCUUCCAAAUCUGAGAUCCCCAAAUCUGCUGUCUUGACUGAUCCUGUGCCACUUGUCAACAGCCCCUUCUCGAGUUCUUCUUCAGUAAUUUUGCCUUUUUUAAACUUUUUCAAGAGCCUUGUGUCAUUAAGAAGUUCUUCCACGUCCUCAUCUUCAAUAUCAGAACCCUGAGUACAGAAGAGAUCAACAAGCUACUGAAUUUCUCAGCAACAGUGUUCUAAGUGAAACCAGCAAUUUUUAAUCAGUAACUAGCUUAGAUCACCUUCCACAAACAGCGCAUUCCCCACCCAAGCCACCAAGGGAGUAUAGAAAUCUGAGAGUCCUAUGCAAUUCCUAUUAGAAGAUAACUAUAUACUACACUUCAGUGAAACUUGUUCAGAAUUCUAAGUUGAGUAUUUAAAUAAUAAAAAUGCAAACUUUACCUCUUCCCUUUUCCUUUUUUCAUUCCGUUUUUUCUUCUUUUCCUUUUUGGCCUUCUGCUUUGACCAAGCUUUAUUUUUUAUGAAUUUUCUUCUCCCUUCAUUUUCUGUUUUCUCUUUUCUUUGUUGCUCCAAUAGCUUCUGCCUCUGCUUUUCUCUGAUUUUAUCUUUAAAUGGAAUGGUGUCUGUACUGACGUCCACAGGCACGAAAUCUGGAAACUGCUUUCCUCUCAGCUCUGGCAUCUUGGGCAUCCUCAGCAGGCCAAAACCUCGAGCAAGACUUGCAAAAUCGAGAUCUGAUUAAACCAAAACACUGCAGUUAGCACACCCAAAAUAGGAUUAUAGGCAUCAACCCACAGAACAUUCACAGCAAUAUAAUUUUGUCUACCUAAAUGACCUAAUGGGCUCAUUUUAAUUAGAAUUAAAAUAAUUACAUUUUUACUAAAAAGGAAUACUCAGCAGCCAGUGUAUUCUGUCUACUCAAACCCAAGGAAGACUGUGUUUUAUUUUAUUUUUAUUUAUUUUUUUGGCUGCGCUGCACAGCACAUGGGAUCUUAGUUCCCCAACCAGGGAUCGAACCCAUGCUCCCUGCAGUGGAAGCUCGGAGUCCUAACCACCAGAUCACCAGGGAAUUCCUAGGAAGACUUUCUUUUAAAUGUUUAGAAUACAUUAAACCUGGCAUAGGCCUGACUUUUUUUGUUUAACAUCUUUAUUGGAGUAUAAUUGCUUUACGAUGGAGUGUUAGUUUCUGCUUUACAACAAAAUGAAUGUUAUAUAUAUAUAUACCUAUGUUCCCAUAUCUCUUUCCUCUUGCAUCUCCCUCCCUCCCACCCUCCCUAUCCCACCCCUCCAGGUGGUCACAAAGCACUGAGCUGAUCUCCCUGUGCUAUGCGGCUGCUUCCCACUAGCUAUCUACCUCACGUUUGGUAGUGUAUAUAUGUCCAUGCCUCUCGCUUUGUCACAGCUUACCCUUCCCCCUCCCCAUAUCCUCAAGUCCAUUCUCUAGUAGGUCUGUGUCUUUAUUCCCAUCUUACCCCUAGGUUCUUCAUGACAUUUUUUUUUCUUAAAUUCCAUAUAUAUGUGUGAGCAUACGGUAUUUGUCUCUCUCCUUCUGACUUCACUCUGUAUGACAGACUCUAGGUCUAUCCACCUCAUUACAAAUAGCUCAAUUUUGUUUCUUUUUAUGGCUGAGUAAUAAGGCCUGACAUUUUUAUAAAACAAAGCAGUUUCAUACCUGUAAUACUUCUAAAACCACCAGAUGUUUCAGAUGGAGAUAGAAUUAUGUGAAGUCCAACUUACCCUUUAAUCUGAAGAUGAGGUUACACUCAUGCUUUGCAUAAGCCUGGACGAAUGACACAAAAGCUUUCAUGCCCUUUUCAAACACAGCUCUGUCAGCCAGGGCCAUGGACUUGAGCUUUGGAAGGAGGUCUACUGUGUUCUUCUGGACUUUCAUCUCCUGCAGGGGGCACUGCACAGGGACCACAGCAUCACUUCUGGCUGGAAUCACCUCAUCCCCAACCAAGGCUACCCCAUAAGAGCCAGUGCCAAUAAAACCAAAGGCAGAACCAUCCAUUUUAAUCUUAAAGCAGAGGCCUGGAAGCCCAAAUCCAAGCAAAGUAUUUACUUGGUCCAGAAAGUAUUUUAAAAAUUUUAAAGCAAAGUUUAAAAUGAGAUUUUACCUAACAAUCCUGAUUUCUGCUUGGAAAGUAUGGUAACAUAGGUCUAUGUUCCCAACUAGUGAUACUUAGCUGGGGCCAAGCAGUGGCCAUACCCCAGAGCCUCUCCACAGCCAUAAAGCCAGCCAGGUUCCCGCACGGACAUCACCAGCCUGGCCCCUGUGUGUCUGCAACCCCUAAUCUAAGUUCUGGACCCCACUUGCUGGAAAAGAACUUUUUCAACUACCCCAGCACUGGACAUUCCAUAGGAAAAAGGAAGACAGCUUACUUUCUGGUUAAUUGCAAGGAAAUUGACGUAUGACUCUUCCAUGGGAAGGAGAAACACAAGUGCGCUGCCGCCGUGGCCGAUGCGGGCUGUGCGGCCACAGCGAUGCACGAAGGCACUGUGAACAACAAGGAGCGGGAACGUGGUCACCACGUGACGGUGGCCGAGCAGAGCACAGGCCUGCAGCCGCACGGCUGAUGCACCUAAAAUGACCCGAGGAGCUCCAUCCCAACCCGCCGCUUAUUAGUGCUAUAGAAGAGCUGGCUAUUAAAGUACACGUGCAAACCAGAGAGGGUUCUGUUAGACAUUUACUAUGAACUGUAAAACUUUUAAAUUUAUGCCUAUCUGACGGUAUAGGUAGGAGGAAGCAGUCUCAGUAGAAAAACUGAAAAACAAUGAAAAGCGUAAAAAAGAAAAUAAAAGUGACCUAUGAGGAACGCCCCCCACAGGAAGUAACAACUAUUGCUUAGGAGUUUGUAUUUACAGGUGCUUUCCUAUGUUUGGAGGCAUUUAUCAGGAAUAUAUGCUUGCUUUCAGAUAAUAACUGACAUCUUCAUAUAUGGUGUAUAUAUUGUUCUCCUUUAAACACUCUAUCAUGUGCAUUUCUGCAAGAACUUUAAGGGACUUCCUUGAUGGCCCAAUGGUUAAUACUCUGCACUUCCAAUGCAGGGGGCAUGGGUUCCAUCCCUGGUCAAGGAAGUAAGAUCCCACA